AAAUCAGCUGUUGGCAUUCAACCCAAGUGUUUCGGAUUUUUCUUGAACAUUUUCCUUGAUUUCGGUUAAAUGAGAAAAGCACUGUUGGGACAUUUGCGGCAGCGGGAAGUGGCAGGCGCGGCGGGUCUGAUUGACGUCGUGACCUAACUAAAUAAUCCCCGUCUGGAAGCCUGGUCUUGACGCGUCUGGUCUGGUCUGGCAUUCCCAUUUCAGUCCCAAUCGCACGCUUCCAACCUCACAUCCCUUUGUUUCUCACAAUUAGUUUAGACUGAGUGUCACACCCAGGCGUAUUGGGCAUUCACACCAAUUAAACUCAGACGUGUCGCGCUGUCAAGUCAGGUCUGGGCAAAUUGUUCUCCUGCCAAACACCCGCGGGGUUGGACGGGAACCCCAUCUUACAUCCGACCACCCCCAGCAGUCACGUACUUCCGUGACUCUGUAUCGCAUUCAUCACAGCUCGACACGCAACAUCUGAAACUCAGCUGAGCAAAGACAUCAUGUCUUACAGAAUUGAGAUCUCACCCAACAACCGCGCUGCUUGUCAAGAUGCGGUGUGCAAGAAGGAAGGCAAGAAGCUCACGAAAGGUGAGAUUCGCUUCGGCGUCUACGUCACUCUACCGGGCGGUAGUGAUGGCCACAGCAGCUUCAAAUGGCGACACUGGGGCUGCGUGUCGGGCAAGUCCAUUGCCAACCUGCAGAGUAACAUUAAAAGGGGCGAUGGCUAUGAAUGGGACCGCAUUGAUGGAUAUGACGAGCUUGACGACCAUCCCGAUGUCCAGGAGAAGAUCCGACGGGUCAUCGCUCAAGGUCAUAUUGACCCCGAGGACUUCAACGGGGAUCCCGACUUCAACAAGCCAGGUCAGACUGCCAUCCGCGGCCGAGCUAAGAAAGCUAAAGCGGGCGAUGAAGAUGAAGAGGGAGGUGCUGAUAAAGCUAGCCCCAAGAAAGGCGCCAAGCGUGGCCGCAAGCAGGUUGAGGAUGAGGAUGAGGAUGAGUCGGAAGAGGUUCAGCCCAAGGCCAAGAGGGCUAAGAAAGCUGUCGUGAAGGCCGAUGGUGACGCGCCGGCUCCUGCUGCCAAGGGUAAGAGGGGCAAGCGGUCCGCAGUCAAGGCCGAGGAGGACGAAGAGGAAGAGCCUGCUCCCGCUUCCAAGAAGAAGGCUGUUCGCAAGUCCAACGGCGCUUCCAAGCCCAAGCGAGGUCGCCCGAAGAAGGCUCAAGAGGAAGACGAGGACGACGAGGACUGAAUACUCUAUUCGCCGACCCACCUGGUCUGCUGGAGACGAACAUGCCUGGCCGACAAGGCCGACAUGACGACUGUAACAAAAGUGGGUUUUGCCGUUGGUUGCUCGUUUGCAGGUAUGGCGUUCGAGGGUAUCUGCAGACCCCUGACUUGCCGUGUAACAAGCCACACGAACAAGGAUAAUAUGUGGCGCCUUUUCUUUUCACGAUACCUUGAAUUUCUCUAGGGAAUAUGGUUAUGUAAUAUUAGUGAUUUGUUAGGACAAAAAGUUUGCUCUGCGCAGGUGUGGUAAACAAAUGACGAAUUUAACUCCUGCCGUACUUUGUGU
This is a messenger RNA of Pseudomassariella vexata, 1568 nucleotides long. RefSeq lists its product as uncharacterized. Bases 498 to 1244 code for a protein of 248 amino acids. Lineage: Eukaryota; Fungi; Ascomycota; Sordariomycetes; Amphisphaeriales; Pseudomassariaceae. The record is from RefSeq and is a predicted model, not a curated record. Gene Ontology annotation, molecular function: DNA binding; zinc ion binding. The transcript has 5 exons.